GAGAAGAAGCUUAGGACUUGCCGGCGUUUGUAGUAACAGGAUGAGAAAGUGCGAGACUUCCUGUUAUGUGUGUGUGACAGCAAGUGAUAAGUGGAGAGCCCGGCACAGGAAAUCCGCUCAGCUCCUGCAGUGUGACCUGCCCGAGACGUGGGAGCUCCUGCAGCCCAGACGUGGAUGGCAGGACAAAGGGGCGCCUGGGCCAUGGACGACGUGGUAGAGAAGAGCUUGGAAGGGCCCCUGGCACCGGUUACAGAGGAGCCCUCCCAGAAAAGGGGAGAUGCGGUGGAAAUCUUAAAUGAGGAGAGGGUGAAAUUUGAUGAUGCAGAACUCGCCUUAAUUCUUCAGAAUGGCUUGGAGACCCUGCGAAUAGAAAACGCUCUGACAGAUGUCAUCCUGUGUGUGGACAUCCAGGAAUUCUCCUGCCACCGCGUGGUGCUUGCCGCAGCCAGCAACUAUUUCAGGGCCAUGUUCUGCAGCGACUUAAAGGAGAAGUACGAGAGGAAGAUCGUUAUUAAAGGGGUCGACGCCGAGACCAUGCACACUCUCCUGGACUACACGUACACCAGCAAGGCGCUGAUCACCAAGCAGAACGUACAGCGGGUCCUGGAAGCUGCCAACCUCUUUCAGUUCCUGCGGAUGGUGGACGCCUGCGCCAGCUUCCUCACAGAAGCCUUGAACCCGGAGAACUGCGUGGGCAUCCUGAGGCUGGCAGACACGCACUCCCUGCACUCCCUGAAGAAGCAGGUGCAGAGCUACAUCAUCCAGAACUUCGUGCAGAUUCUGAACUCCGAGGAGUUCCUUGAACUUCCGGUGGACACUCUGUACCACGUCUUGAAGAGCGACGACCUGUAUGUGACGGAGGAGGCGCAGGUGUUCGAGACGGUGAUGAGCUGGGUGAGGCACAAGCAGUCGGAGCGGCUCUGCCUGCUGCCCUGCAUCCUGGAGAACGUGCGCCUGCCGCUCCUGGACCCGUGGUACUUUGUGGACGUGGUGGAGGCCGAUCCCCUCAUCAGGCAGUGCCCGGAGGUCUUCUCGCUGCUCCAGGAAGCCAGGAUGUACCACCUUUCUGGCAACGAGAUAAUUUCGGAGCGCACCAAGCCCAGGAUGCAUGAGUUCCAGUCUGAGGUGUUCAUGAUCAUCGGCGGCUGCACCAAGGACGAACGAUUUGUGGCAGAGGUAACCUGCCUGGACCCCCUGCGCCGCAGCCGCCUGGAGGUGGCCAAGCUCCCACUGACCGAGCAUGAGCUGGACAGUGAGAAUAAGAAGUGGGUGGAGUUUGCAUGCGUGACAUUAAAAAAUGAGGUCUACAUCUCAGGCGGCAAAGAAACCCAGCACGACGUUUGGAAAUACAACUCCUCGAUCAACAAGUGGAUUCAGAUCGAGUACCUCAACGUAGGCCGCUGGAGGCACAAGAUGGUGGUGGUGGGCGGCAAAGUCUUCGUCAUCGGCGGGUUCGACGGCUUGCAGAGGAUCAACAACGCGGAGACCUACGACCCCUUCCACAACUGCUGGUCCGAGGUCGCGCCCCUCCCCAUCCACGUCAGUUCCUUCGCAGCCACCAGCCACAGGAAGAAGCUCUAUGUGAUAGGGGGCGGGCCCAAUGGGAAACUAGCCACGGACAAGACCCAGUGCUAUGACCCUUCCACCAAUAAGUGGACUUUGAAGGCGGCCAUGCCUGUGGAGGCGAAAUGCAUCAAUGCAGCGAGUUUCCGGGACCGCAUCUAUGUUGUUGGCGGGGCCAUGAGGGCACUGUACGCCUACAGCCCCCUGGAGGACAGCUGGAGCCUGGUGACCCAGCUCAGCCAUGAACGGGCCAGCUGUGGCAUCGCGCCCUGCAACAACCGCCUGUACAUCACCGGCGGGCGGGAGGAGAAGAACCAGGUCAUCGCCACGGUGCUGUGCUGGGACCCGGAGACCCAGAAACUGACGGAGGAGUGCGUCCUGCCCCGGGGGGUGUCACACCACGGCAGCGUCACCAUUAGGAAGUCCUACACCCACAUCCGCAGGAUCGUGCCGGGAGCAGUGUCUGUGUGACUGCAGAGGGACCUGGAGGGCGGCCCCACCCGCCGCAUGUCCCGUUGGGGGUCUGCCUCAGGGUCAGCUGACGCUUGAGACCAGGAGUGUGUGCUCACCUACCUCAGGCGGGAAGGCGCAGAGGAGUGGUGGACGAAGUCAGGACAUGCCUGCCUGUGCCACAGGUCCUUUGCUUGGCAUCUUCCUACAUCUCUUUUAUCAACCCUGAUGAUGACCUGGUGGCUGGCAGUUGUCACUCCUGACUACAGAUGAGAAAUCGAAUUUUGGAGAGGUCGUGUGACCCUCCCCUGCUCGCUCAGCAAGUACGAAGCCAGGAGUCUGGACCCAGGUCUUCCCAUUUUGUCCGCAUCCUUCCUUCCAUACCGUCCAGCUAAGAGUGAGAAAACCAAAAACCAAGCUCAAACUCAACCCGGGUCUCGUUCUUCAGGAUUGGCAAAGGAUCCAUGCGGCGAGGUGUGACGGUGUUUCUUCUUCCCACCUUUCUCUUACCCUUUGUUUGUAAACUGUACAAAAUCCCUGGGGUCCGUCUUCUGGCUUCCUGUCUGGAGGACCUCAUAGACCCCUCCAGUGGGCAGGUCCCUGAAGAGGGGUCUGGGAAGGACUCUUUGCUUUGGAGGAGAUAAAAGCCUUGUAUUCUGCUCUUUGAAGCUCCUGCUUUUUCUGAUCUCAGAGUGGCCUGCCUUGGACUAGAUCUGUCCUCAGCAGACAAAAUCACCUUCGCCACAGCCCGGUGCCCUGGCCUUUUAAUGGCCAACGGUUGUAGUGUAAUGUAGAAAAGAGGUUUCCAGAGCCCUCAGCUACUGUUUUGUAAAAAUGUAAGCAUCUUAACAUUGCCAGCACCAGAGAAUUCCAGACUCUUUUUGACAGUGUUUUUUCUACUUAGGCAGUGAUUUGGGUCUGUGUUUUUGGAACCUCCUAGAACCUACUUUUUCAGGAUCCUUCAAAGCUCUCUUCCUUGGGUUUGGGGUCAUGUGGCUCGAUUUUGAUUCAGAGAACAGAAUCUGCCCUUCACUCUAAAGACAAGGACUUUCAAAUGAGCUCACUGGAAAUGCAUUCUAAUCCUGGGGGUGGAGAAACAGGUUAACAGAUCUUGUUUCACAUGCUGUAGUUAAAAACAUAGUAACUGCAUUAUGGAAGGUACUUUAUUUUCAUUGCAUGAUUUCAGUUCUCUUUUUAGAGCUUUAUUCAUGCCACAGGGGCAUAUUUUGCAUGUACUCCUCAGCAGUUUGGCAAGUUAGGGGUGUUAGGGCUGGCCUUGAAUUUAAUUUCAUUAAAAAAUUACGGUCAGAAGAACCUGAUGUUCAAAACAGAUUUUUAAAAUCUUGGAAAAUGACAAGUAAGUUUUCUGUUUAUGCCUAGAUUGUUGAGGAAAAAAAUACAAAUGCUUGUUACUAUGUCAAAUUCUCUGUCUUAACGUUGGUGGGACAGGUCAGCCCCCUGCCGGGAAAAGGAAGAUGGGACGAUCAAAAACGUAUUUGUAGACAUUCAGAACACACUAUCCUUUGCAAUGACCUUUGCAAUA
Molecule: messenger RNA, 3556 nt
Organism: Fukomys damarensis (Damara mole-rat)
Lineage: Eukaryota; Metazoa; Chordata; Mammalia; Rodentia; Bathyergidae
Gene: Klhl6
Product: kelch like family member 6
Exons: 7
Coding region: 175-2034 (619 amino acids)
Biological process (GO): B cell receptor signaling pathway; germinal center formation
Molecular function (GO): protein binding
Source: RefSeq, a predicted model, not a curated record